Molecule: messenger RNA, 540 nt
Organism: Rodentolepis nana
Lineage: Eukaryota; Metazoa; Platyhelminthes; Cestoda; Cyclophyllidea; Hymenolepididae
Source: the annotation of a GenBank genome assembly
AUGAUGAUUUCAGGUGAAACAUCUCAAGUACUCUCCGUUACUUCAGAUGCAUCAAUGCAAGUUGGAAGUAGGCUGGUUCCACUUGCAAUUGGAGUCUCGCCUGUACAAUUAGAGAAUAUUGAAAUAUCACUUACAAAUUUGGGCAAACCUAUUAGUGGACCGAUGUCAUUGGUCUCUACUGUAUUAUAUCCUGCUCAGGUUGAGUUUCAAAGCACUCUUGUUGAUGGUCAGAAUGAAAUCGAGAUGAUUCCGAUUGAACAACUGGAAUAUAUCAAUUUGAAGAGCUCGAGAUCUGAAGCUAUGGUUCAGUACACCUCUUCCUCAUCCGAUGUCAUAACAAAGAUAAUAAUUCCCGAAAGACCUAAUUUUCUUCCAGCUAGCAUCAUUAUGGAAACCGGCCAAUUUGAUGGUCAUCACCGAAUGCCCCAUAUCACUUCCCAAUACUGGGUUUGUGAUCUCCUCAGCAACAGAAUGAGAAAUCAAACCAUUACCAUUAGGGCAAAGCCCGCUACCUUGGAUUAUUCCUCUGGAAAGUCAUAA